CGUGAAACCAAAAGCACUGUGAAAAUGUUGAAGUUCUUGAUACUCGCUGUUCUCCUGCCAGCCGUCAUUUACGCCCGCGUCGAUCAUCAUCCAUGUAUCUACUCGCAUCCAGGAAAUACACCCCCAACAGCUGCUUGGGUUGAGGUUGCAGACUGCACCGGAAGCACUUGUAAUAUUGUCAAUGGCGCUGCUACACCCUUGAGAGCCGCCUUUGCACCAACCACCAGUCACAACAGCCUUGGCUUCUACGUGCGCGUCUUUUUGCUCGGUAUUUCGGUGCCAAUUGACCAGCCACCAGGCCUUGACCAAGCUUGCGAUCUCAUUGAGGGUGGAUGCCCCAUUGUUGCCGGACAAGGCGAAACUAUUGCAAGUAUGGUCUUCCAGCAAACUUCUCCCCUUGCUGGUCUUACAGUGCGCAUUGAGGUGGACCUUAGGGAUCAUGAUACUGGUGAAUCUGUUGUGUGUGCUGGUGUUCAGGUUACAAUUAUAUCAGCCGAAUAAUCAUACCACUUCUGAAGCACGUUUCGAUCAACACCAAAAGCGAUAAAAAUACAUUAUGAUGUUUGUUACCACGGAAGUCCAUUUUAUCUUGUUGUUAAAAUAAAAGAAAAGUCCUGAAAAACA
Lutzomyia longipalpis is the source of this 624-nucleotide messenger RNA. RefSeq lists its product as uncharacterized. The transcript is spliced from 2 exons. The coding region runs from base 25 to 501 and encodes 158 amino acids. Lineage: Eukaryota; Metazoa; Arthropoda; Insecta; Diptera; Psychodidae. The record is from RefSeq and is a predicted model, not a curated record.